AUGGAAAAGUUAAACGGCACAUGCAUCAAGGAAUCGAACAUCGGUGUCAUGCCUACCACUCCACCGGCCGAUAAACUGCGCCACCGUUGCACAGUUACGGCUUUGUUUGGCUCGGUGAUCCGUUCGUUGCUGUGGUAUAAUACAGGAGAGCGAAUUCAAAAACAGGUUGUAAAUUUGCUAGGAAAAGACUUGCAGAAGGAGCAGAAGUUGCAACUCAUGGCUGCUUGGCAAAACCUAGCGCAAAAUAUGGCUACAACUGCGCUGUACUUCAUCUUCGAACCGAUGCCGAGGAGAAUUGAAGAAACCUGUUGCGAUCAGGACGACUGUCUCGGAUUAUGGGGCGAUCGACAUAACUAUGCCCCAUUGCUCGAAUGA
Molecule: messenger RNA, 375 nt
Organism: Haemonchus placei
Lineage: Eukaryota; Metazoa; Nematoda; Chromadorea; Rhabditida; Trichostrongylidae
Source: the annotation of a GenBank genome assembly